UUAGUGACAAUUAAUUAAGAUUUAAUUAUAAUAAAAAAGAUUGUCUACAAUUGUAAUUAUCUACAAGUUUUGAAUUUUAUUGUGCAAUAAGCCUUAAAAAAUUUGCCAAAUGUGGCAGCCCUAUCCAAGGAAACUUCCACAAUCCCACCCCACCGCCUCUUUUCCUCUGGGUACAUAUGCCGCUCUUCUCUUCAUUUUUACUCGCUCUCCUAAAGUCCUUAAACCCUUCCAAGGCUUUCUCCAAACUCCAUUUCCACCGAUACCUUCUCCAUAUUCCCUGAUCCACUGAAAAUCCAAGAUAUUUUUAAAAGCUUUCGCAUACUUCCCUUAGCUAAAGAUGUGUGGUGGAGCUAUUAUAGAUGGCUUAAUCCCUCGCAACCGUGGCCGCUACAUCGCCGCUUCUGUCAUUUGGCCAAACUCAUCCUUCUCUAAACUCAGCCCCUUCGAGUCCUAUCCGAACUCAUUCGGCAACCACGAAUCAUUCACUCACAAAAGAUCCCAACCCGCUUCAGAUGAUGAUCGUGUGGAUAAGAUCCCUGCCAAGAGGCAGAGGAAGAACUUGUAUAGAGGUAUCAGGCAACGCCCCUGGGGCAAAUGGGCCGCUGAGAUUCGAGAUCCAAGGAAAGGAGUACGCGUUUGGCUAGGCACCUUCAACACCGCCGAAGAAGCUGCUCGAGCCUACGAUAGGGAGGCCCGCAAAAUUCGCGGCAAGAAAGCCAAGGUCAAUUUCCCCAAUGAAGAUGACUAUCUCACUUCCCAAAAUCACCUUAAUCCGCCUCCUCAUCGGAAUCCCAACCCCUCUCUGUAUCAAUCCCUCACUUGUAAUUUCAGCAAUCCCCCCAAAAAUUAUGAAUUUGGGUUCGGUCGUGAUUUAAACCAUAUUGGAUCCUGCGCUUCAAAUGGAAUAAAUACUGAACCUCUUUUCGUUUCUGGCGAGGAGAAUUCUGGAUCUGGUCCAGGGGAGGAAGCCUACCCAAUAAUUGGGCUAAUGAGCUGCAACCAGAAAGUAAGCAACAAUAAUUACAUAAGUGAAGUGAAAGUGAAACAGGAAGAGGAGAAAAUGGAGGUAGAGAAGGUGAACAAUGGGAAGGUGGUGAUAGUGGACGAGAAAUCUCAGCAGCAGGAGAGCGAAUUGCAGAAGCUCUCGGAGGAGCUAAUGGCUUAUGAGAAUUACAUGAAAUUCUAUCAGAUUCCUUAUCUGGAUGGACAAUCAGCGGCACCGAAUACCAGUCAGGAAAGCGUGGUUGGGAAUCUCUGGAACUUCGAUGACGAUGGUGUUGCUGCUCCGGUUACCUCUGCGGCUCUGUAGCGGUGGAGGCGACGGCAAUUGUUUUUGUUAUUUGGUUAAUUUCUAGAUUAGGGAGGGGUGGGGCUUGUAAAUUACGGGGAAAUCAUGAUUUUUGCUUUUAGUUGUUCACAUAUUUGAUGCGCUGGAUUGUGUUUUGUAUGCUUAUGCCUAAAUUUCAUUUUUUGUUGGAAAUGUAAAUUUUUAUGUUUAAAUAUUAAAGGAACUGUACUGAGUUUUCUUUAUCA
Hevea brasiliensis (rubber tree) is the source of this 1533-nucleotide messenger RNA. Its product is annotated as ethylene-responsive transcription factor RAP2-12. NCBI's taxonomy places the organism in Eukaryota, Viridiplantae, Streptophyta, Magnoliopsida, Malpighiales, Euphorbiaceae. The record is from RefSeq and is a predicted model, not a curated record. Gene Ontology annotation, biological process: ethylene-activated signaling pathway; regulation of DNA-templated transcription. Bases 338 to 1309 code for a protein of 323 amino acids. Gene Ontology annotation, molecular function: DNA-binding transcription factor activity; DNA binding. The transcript has 2 exons.